AUGUCUGCUACUCCAAAUCCAAAGGCUUUUCCUCUGGCUGAUGCCACUUUGACCCAACAAAUCUUGGAUGUUGUUCAACAAGCUUCCAACAUGAGACAGUUGAAGAAAGGUGCUAACGAAGCCACCAAGACUUUGAAUCGUGGUAUUUCUGAGUUUAUCAUUAUGGCUGCCGAUUGUGAGCCAAUUGAAAUCUUGUUGCAUUUGCCUUUGCUAUGUGAAGACAAGAAUGUUCCAUAUGUCUUUGUUCCUUCCCGAGUUGCUUUGGGUAGAGCGUGUGGUGUCUCUAGACCAGUCAUUGCUGCUUCCAUUACCACCAACGACGCUUCCGCCAUCAAGAACCAAAUUUAUGCCGUCAAGGACAAGAUUGAGACUCUGUUGAUUUAA
This is a messenger RNA of Lachancea fermentati, 384 nucleotides long. NCBI's taxonomy places the organism in Eukaryota, Fungi, Ascomycota, Saccharomycetes, Saccharomycetales, Saccharomycetaceae. The record is from the annotation of a GenBank genome assembly.